Schistosoma turkestanicum is the source of this 465-nucleotide messenger RNA. NCBI's taxonomy places the organism in Eukaryota, Metazoa, Platyhelminthes, Trematoda, Strigeidida, Schistosomatidae. The record is from the annotation of a GenBank genome assembly.
AUGGGUGAUAUUGCUUGUCGAACAACAGAUGGAAAUAAGUGUAUUCCACAUAAAGAAUUCGGUACUUAUACAUGUCAAUGUAUAACAGGCUUUAGCAAAUUCAUCAAUUCAUCUCUGUUACCCAGACAACGGGUAUCAGAUAAUUGUUUGGUUCAUGUUGAUCCAUGUAUAGUCAAACCAUGUAAGCAUGGAGUUUGUGUUAUGAGUCAAUAUGGAAAUAAACCACAUCUAACUGCCCGUUGCAUAUGUGACUACGGUUGGAAAGGAGAUCAAUGUGAUUCUCCUGCAUCAAUAAAUGUUUGGUCAUCUUGGUCAAAUUGGUCCUUUUGUGAAUCAUCAUGUCAUUUAUCAUUUGAACAGAAUGAAAUUAUAUAUCAACCUGAAACCACAUUACUUUUGACCGUGUUGACAUUUUUAAUUAUUUUAAUUAUAUUGAAACUUGUAAUCAUGAGCCUAUUGCAUUGA